AUGAAGUGUCACGCCGCCACGAGCACCGAGCACGCCAUCCUCUGGGGCUCUGAGCUGGGCACCAAUUCGCGCCUCAACAAAUCGGUGCACGCCUCCGCCGUCUUGGAGGAGCUCAAGCAGGAUACGUUGUUCUUGAUCGGUUCCAUCGGCGUGUUCGGCGCGGCCAUCUUAUGCCUGUGCUUGUCGACUUGUGUGCUUGGCUGUCAGGUGAUCAAACUGCAAAAAGCGAUCAAGCCGACGGUGGCGAAAGAGCCGAGCGUGAGCCCAAGCCCGAAAGUGCCGCCGGUGGUGAAUGAUGUGGAGAGCGUCGCUUCGAAGCGCGAUUCCACGACGAGCACCGCCGAUGGGCACAGACUUUCGAAGCAGGAGACCCUCGAGAAAGAGGGCAACGACGGCCACUACGAGGAUUGUUCCUUCAGCAAGCCGGUCACGCCAAAGCACACCGAAGCC
Molecule: messenger RNA, 450 nt
Organism: Mesorhabditis spiculigera
Lineage: Eukaryota; Metazoa; Nematoda; Chromadorea; Rhabditida; Rhabditidae
Source: the annotation of a GenBank genome assembly